AAAGUAAUAAAUGAGAGAAGCCAAUGUACUAUUAAAAUACAAAUUAGCUCUAGAGGUUUUUUUUUCAUCACGAAAUGAGAAGGGUGUUACUAUUAGUCGUACUAAAAUAUCUUAUUCUGUCAUUCUAAAACAUACAUACACAAUUACAUCACAUAACAAAAUACAAUCUACAAAACAACACCAUAUAAGAAAAACAACUCACAUACAAAAACUCUUCAUUGCACACUCGUCGUCGAACUCCAACGAUCUCAUCGGAGGUCUCAAUCAUCGUCGUCAUCACCACACAAACACCCUUCAUUGUUCACUCGUCAGUCGAGCUGUGGGGUAGGGUUUUGGGGUGAGGGAGUUUGGGAUUGCUUGUUUUAGUGUUUAGGUUAGAAAUUCACAAUAUGGAGAAAUAUGUUGUUGGGGGUACCACUAAAGGGGCACAAAAGAGAGUCCAAGAGAGGGCCCAUUCAGUUGAAGGUAGCCCUAGGCAAUGCGCCAGGAGAAGAAGCCCGCAAUGCCCACUUCAUAUCAGACAGCAUAGGCAUGGAGACAAAUCCCUAGGGGCCAAUGAAGUCCAGGCUGGCAAGUGGUCCCCGCCUGUAGGCGUCUGCCAGUCGUCAGAAGUCUGACAAGGUGGUUGGGGCUUCUGGCAGGAGGGCAGGUACAAAGCAUUUAAUGCGACGUUGACGUGGAGGAGAUCCACCUCGAGCUCGGUGAGUAUAAAUAGGGGCAGUUGGUAGCAUUUACACAGGUUGGACUCUCUCACUAAAAUUCGUGCUCUAAAGCACUUCUCUCUCUAAGAGACUGACUUGAUCGUCGGAGGGCUAACAGGCCCAGGCGCCCCCCCUCUGUGCUCGUGUGUGUAGGCAGGCGCGAGACAGAAAGGACGUGGACGUGUGGGUGAGGCGUCGAGGCUCAAACCUAUGUCAAUUUAUAGUGUUUUAGGGCGAUAAAAUUUUAAUUUUAAAGCGACGAGUAGCGAUUCAGAAUGAAAAUUUGGAUACACCUCUAAAAAAAUUUAAAGAUCUACAUAUUAGAAUCCAACCAUUAAAUUUAAAAGCAUUGGGUCUUAUAAUACUUCUAAAUAUCAGUUGAAUUUGUACUAUAACAUUAAAAAUAUCGUUAAUCCGUUCUUCACCACUUAAUCCCUAUUUUAUCAACAUCAUAGCACCAACUCUAAGAGUCCAACUCCUACUAGGACUAUUAUUCUUCAUCUAAAGGCAUAAAUCUCAGAAACCUUUUCCUGUUCUUCCAAAACGUACUCCAACAAAUUCAAACUCUAACCUUCUUGUUAACCUACUCCAACUCUCCCUCCUUACCCUAACGGCUCGCCGCCUCACCCGCCAAAAAAUAACUUCCGCAGAACAUCAAUGGAAGACGGAGGAAUCGCAGAGGACGACGGCUUCAGCGCACAUGACCUUUUCAACCACCGCGCCAACGGCCCAACCUCCUACGAAUACGACGACGUCGUAUUCCUCCCACCACCUCUCUCCUCAUCCGCCGCCGCCGUCGUCUCCCUCGCCACCGCCGUAUCCCGCAAUGUCCCCAUCUCGCUCCCCUUCGUCGUCGUCGGCCGUUCCACCGAGCUGAUCCGCUCCCUGAAAUCCCUCCGCCGUCCCGAGAAUCCAGCGCGGCGGAUGGUCGCGGCGGCGAUUGGGACGGAGGAGGAGGCGGCGGAGAAUCGGCUGGAGGAGUUGGUGGAAGCGGGCGCUGACGUGGUUAUUCUGGACGGCGGCGACACUCGGCGGCAGAUUGAGAUGAUUAAUUACGUGAAGCGGAAGUAUCCUGAUUUAGACGUGGUUGCCGGUGGGGACGUGGUGACGGCGAACCAGGCCCGGAUUUUGAUCGCCGCCGGCGCCGAUGGGUUGAGAGUUGGAGCCCGGCGAUGCCAGGCAAGUGCGGUGUACAAAGUGGCUGCCGUAGCAGCGCAAAGUGGCAUCCCAGUAAUGGCAGAUGGGGUGGACAUAUCCAAGCCAGGCCACGUGGCGAAGGCUCUGCUUCUAGGGGCGUCUUCUGUACUGAUCAAGAGUAGAGCCACUGGUGGUGCUGAUCAUGAAGCAGAUUAUCAAGUGCUGGAGAAUCAGGAGGAGUUGAUGCUCGGCGCCAUGGAAGUGGUGAAGCGAAGCUUGCGAUGGUUGGGCGCCUCAUCGUUGCAAUCGGCGCAUCAGCGGCUGCACUCGCAGGAUCUGAGGCUGGAGUUGGUCACGCUCGACACGCAGAGAAAGGAAGAGUUGAUGAGGUUAAAAGCAUCAGCAUUUUGAAAGGAGAUCGAAAUAAGAACCAAUCGUAGUUUCGUUACUAACAAUUCGAGUUAUUGACGCGAAAGAAAUCGUUGGUUAAUGU
Molecule: messenger RNA, 2331 nt
Organism: Linum trigynum
Lineage: Eukaryota; Viridiplantae; Streptophyta; Magnoliopsida; Malpighiales; Linaceae
Source: the annotation of a GenBank genome assembly